AGAAUCUGAGGUUGGUAAGGUGGAAGCGGGCAGAAAGCAGGAAGGAAGAAGCACUCUCUGGCGUGGCCAGAGGAUGCCAGGGCUAUCCUGAGUGCGAGAGUAUCCCCAAAGCGCCCAUCUACUUCAUGCCCACGUGCGGGCGUGUGAAGAAAGAGAAGAGAGCCAGAGCCAAGAGUCGCCGGCUGGAGAGGAGGCGCGCAGCGACCGCCGGCUGAGCGUGCAGCUGGGCGCAGAGCCCAGGGGCCGCCCAGUAGUCGGGAAGCGGUGCAGCGCGCCGGGAGGGAGGUGGCGGCGACGACAGCGGGGCUUCCCCAGGCUUUCCCUCCUGGGUCCUGAGCGCCGGGCGCCAGCCCUGGACACAGAAGCAGCACUGCUUGCAAGUGAGCAGGGAGUUCCUGACGCGCCCCUGACCGGAGUGAUCGGGAGUGGGACCGGAGGAGGCUGGUGCGGUGUCUGGGUGUCCGGGAGCCCAGAGCGGGAGGCUGGGACUCAACCCUUCCCGCCGCCCCCACCCCACGCCCGCCUCCCGCCCCCGCCCGCGGCCUGCAGCGCGCCUCCCUCACCGCCCAGGCUCCGGAGAGCGGCUCCGGCCGAGUCGUGGGAGCCACGGACGGCGCCAGCUGCCGCUGCGGGAGCUACUCUGGCUGCACCAUGCGGGAGCUGGCCAUUGAGAUCGGGGUGCGAGCCCUGCUCUUCGGGGUCUUCGUUUUUACAGAGUUUUUGGAUCCAUUCCAGAGAGUCAUCCAGCCGGAAGAGAUCUGGCUCUAUAAAAAUCCUUUGGUGCAGUCAGACAACAUACCUACCCGCCUCAUGUUUGCAAUUUCCUUCCUCACACCCUUGGCUGUUAUUUGUGUGGUGAAAAUUAUCCGGCGGACAGACAAGACUGAAAUUAAGGAAGCCUUCUUAGUGUCCUUGGCUCUUGCUUUGAAUGGAGUCUGCACAAACACUAUUAAAUUGAUAGUGGGAAGACCUCGCCCCGAUUUCUUUUACCGCUGCUUUCCAGAUGGGGUGAUGAAUUCAGAGAUGCACUGCACAGGUGACCCUGACCUGGUGUCGGAGGGCCGCAAAAGCUUCCCCAGUAUCCAUUCCUCCUUUGCCUUCUCGGGCCUCGGUUUCACAACAUUCUACCUGGCUGGCAAGUUGCACUGCUUCACGGAGAGUGGGCGGGGGAAGAGCUGGCGGCUCUGUGCAGCCAUAUUGCCCUUGUACUGUGCCAUGAUGAUCGCCCUGUCCCGCAUGUGUGACUACAAGCAUCACUGGCAAGCAGUGGCAGUCACAGUGAGCAGAAGAGCAGUGCCAUCCUUGCACGUGAAGGAAGUUCACCAGCUGCUGUGUCCGGACUCCAUACUCGGAUCAUCAGAACAGCAGCUAAUCACCACAUGCCCUCGACGUCCAUGCUUUGUCUUAGAAAUUUCUAGAAUACAAGCACUCUCAUGCUUGGUGUUUUUCAUAUUUCAUAUUAUAGAUCAAUAAAAUUCCAUGUACUAAUUUAUUUGGAAGAACUUAAAAGUAUAUGUUUCAGAAGACUGUGUUUGCCUACUAGCCUACUAUAAAUAUUGAUAGUAGCAGUGGUUGGCUCUAUAGAGGAUAGUGAUUUUUGUGCCCAUCCUUAAAAUUUUUGAUAGGGUCAGGAGAUGCACUAGCUCAGCAGAUGAAGGCGCUUGCUGCCAAGCCUGAUGACCUCAGUUUGAUCCUCAGAUCCUACAUAGUGGAAAGGAGAAAACCUACUUCUGAAAGUUGUUCUCUAACACACAGUAACUGUGGCGUGCACAUAUACACAUGCGCACAUGUACAUUUCUGUACUAAAUACAUUUUAAAAAUGGGAAAAUAAUUUUUAUAUUCUGAUAGAUCAAGGUAGAGUCUAGAUGCUUAAGAAGACCAGCAAUGGCUGGUAGCACACAAACUCACACAGCUACAUGAAGAGGUUCAUUUUCUGGAAAGAUACAAGGCUUUGACAACAACUCAAUAUGGUCUUUUAGUAAGUAAGAGGUAAUUAGCUUGACUUAAGCUGAGGUGACUACAGUGUCUGGCUUCCCGAGAAGUGUGGAAGCAGUUAUUCCUUGUCUGACCCAAAGUGGACAUAGCCUUUAUCUCACAGGCCUGUUGCAUUCUGAAGGCCAGGACCUCAGAAAGUCACAUGGUUACCAAGUAUAGAAUGAAACUGUCAGGGUUUACAUGGCCCCUAGACCAGUAUAGGCUACAGACUUAGGGUAAUAGUAUCCUAGUCUGUUUUAUCUGUCAACUAAAUAUAGCCGAGUCACCUGAAAGGGUGCCUGCAAUUAAAGCAUGUCCCAGAUCAUAUUGACCUAUAUUCAUGUACAUGUAGGGAAUAUCUUGAUUGUUAAUUGAGGUAGAAGACCCUAGCCCACUCUGGGUGACACCAUUCCCUAGGCAGAUAAUCUGGGUUGUAUAAAAAGAGAUGGCCAAAAAUAGGUCUUCAAGCAAUGAUCCUCUAUGUUUCUGCUUCAUGUUCCUUCUGUGAUGAUAAACUGAAACUAUAAGCUGAAGUAAACCUUUUUUUCCCUCUCCUAAGUUGCUUUCGGUCAUGGUAUUUGUUAAGUGUGCUAUGAGCAGCAAGAUGUUGGCCCGUUCUAUUCACAGCAGUGGAAUUUAACUGGAAUGCUGGGGGAAAUGGAGGUGCUUCCAAUGGCCUGUAGGUAGUGUGCACAGUUCCACAAGCUAACCAGAAUGUAGGUGGAACCCUGAGAGGGUAACAGCUGAGCAGGGCAGUGACUGGGCCUGAAUUUCAGAUUUCUUUUAUUGUGGGAGGUUUCACUGUGUCAGUAUGUUUGGGCAGAAACAAUCUGUAGAGACAGUUUGGGUGUGCACUGCACACACUGAGGGCUGUUGGGUAGGCCGUCUUUAUGGUGUCUCUAUUGAGUAGAUGAGGGCCAUGUUUGAGGCCCAUCUUUGCCUGAGGGGAGUUGUGUUGCUUCAUCUGUUCUGCACCACCAUCACCUCAUCUUGGAGAUACCCACAGCUCUUUGGAGGGAUCAGGCUCCUUUUCACAGACCUCUAAAGAGUUUGCCACACCUCAAAGACUGUUAAAGGUUUAUUCACCACGGGCCUCUGAGGUUUUAUUUCAUCCCAGAGAAACCACUUAUGGUGAGGCAGUGACCAGAACACCUGUUAGGGUUUCGUGGCUCACUAGAAAGAUCAAAAGACUCCGGUAAGAUUGGCCUAGGAAAAAUAAAUGUCAGCCUCGCUGAGGUGUUCAGAUGUGAGAGAGAUGGCUAGGGUUCUUCUUCCAGAGUUCAGUUACCCUGAAAAAAUCUAGAAUACCAGUCUGACCUCAUGCAAUGCUCAGGUAUGAGUUAAAGAAGUGUGUGUGUUGGAGGGGUGUAGAGUUAAGUCCUUGAUUUUUCAAAAAUUAUGUGUGGGGGGAGUGUAGGGGGCAAGGCACACAUUUGUUCUCUCCAUCUGUCUUUAUGUAGGUGCUGGGGAAUAGAACUCAGGCCAUCAGGCCUCUCAAGAGGUGUUUUGCCUGCUGAGCCGUUUCACUAGUCUAGAUCCUUGGGUUUUAGCAUUUAAAUGCCAGAAAUGAUGGCAAUUUGCAGAGACCACCAUGAUUUGCACCUCCAGCUUGCUCUUUUCCCUUUGGUCUUCCAGGAAAGUGGGUUGGGGGGUGGGUUGGAGAGACUGAAAGCAAUCCAGCAUCUUGGGCAACUGGAAAAA
Molecule: messenger RNA, 3675 nt
Organism: Rattus norvegicus (Norway rat)
Lineage: Eukaryota; Metazoa; Chordata; Mammalia; Rodentia; Muridae
Source: RefSeq, a predicted model, not a curated record